Psylliodes chrysocephalus is the source of this 1982-nucleotide messenger RNA. NCBI's taxonomy places the organism in Eukaryota, Metazoa, Arthropoda, Insecta, Coleoptera, Chrysomelidae. The record is from the annotation of a GenBank genome assembly.
UGCUCUUAAAAUAUCUAUUUCAUUGCCCUAGUAACGCUGAUUGAAUGUGUCAAAUUGUUGAUUUUCAUUUUACAAAGAAAUGUUUAACCGUUCUGACUUUGGUCAUACCAAAUGUGACCUUCUAACAGGCCGCGAAGAUGACGAUAUAAUCAACUACUCCAUUGAAGGUGGUAUUUUUAUCAAAUUGAGAAGAUGGUGCAGUAGACAAAGAAUUUUGUAUCCUGAACAUCCUCGGGCGCAAAAGAAUUAUCGAUCAGAUGCAGCCAAGAAGAAUGAACAAGCAAGACAGCUAGCAAGAUAUCCUUUUACGAUUCAUCCUUACAGCAAAUUUAAUCUAGUUUGGGAGUAUGUCAUGUGUUUUGUGUAUUUUUAUAUGAUAUUUGUGUACAGCUUGAAUUCCCUCUUCCUGAACGAUUAUGAAAAUUAUUUUAAUGUGAAUAUAGCCAAGUGUGUAGGAGAUGCUUUCUUUUUUGUGGAUUUGAUCCAACUAUUUUUUGAAGGUUACUAUGAUCCUAUAAAAUCUAAGAGUGUACUCGACCUUUAUACCAUAUUUUGGAAAUAUUUAAAGACAUAUUUUGUAGUUGAUUUUCUCUCGUUAAUCCCUUCUGUUUGUUUUUUAACUGCACGUGUCAUGGACUUACCAAUUUAUAAACAAGAGAUUUUUUUGGAUAUAGCUACUUUUGCGGGAAUGCUAAGAUUUUUAAGAAUUAAUCGAUUUUUGGAAGCGAUAGAACUUAUUAAAGAAACUCAGGAAUAUUCUGAUCAUACAUUUAAAGCUCUCAAGGCCAUUUUACUUUACGUUUUGACAAUGCUAUUCUUACAUUCUGUCUUAUUUGUUGUUAAUCACAAUAUCGAUUACUAUCUUAAUGUAAAAAAGGAAUCAAAUGUUGCAAAGGAUUAUUUAUCAGCUUCUUUGAUUUUGUGUUUGGUUACGCACGGUUUAAAGCCAUUACACAACAUUACUGUGCAUAUGACGAUAAUCGUAAGUUUCCUUUUAGCAUUCGUUGUCAGUUUAUUCUUGCAUGUAGAGUGCUUUCAAGUUUGGAACAAAUUUUACAGCGCUAAAAGAAAGUACGAUGAAUUAAUGCAGCAAAUUAAGCAGUACAUGACGUAUAAAGUUUUGCCGGUUAAUAUUAAAGAAAAAAUUUGGUUGUACUUCAAGUUUAAAUAUCAAAAUAAGUUCUUCAAUGAAGCAGAAAUUAAUUCAGUUUUAUCGAAUGCUAUAAAGGAGGAAGUAAUGAUGAACAUUGCUGAGAAGAAUUUAGCUCAGACGGCUUUUUUAAAAUCGCUACCUCGAUUGGUCCUUUGCAAAGUUGUUGCUAAUUUGAUAUCAGAAAUAUAUCUGCCUGAUGAUGUGAUAAUCGUAGCUGGAGAUCAUGCCGAUAGUAUGUAUUUUAUUUAUUACGGCACCGUUGCUGUAUAUAAUGAGCACAACAAAGAAGUAUGUCAUUUGAAGGACGGAGAUUAUUUUGGAGAUGUAGACAUGUAUUUUGAGGGUAAAAGAACUCAUUCUGUCGUUGCUAUUACUCCCUGUGAGGUAUUUAUGUUAAAAAAAUCCACGAUUUUGCUUAUUUUAGAUGAUUAUCCCAAACUUAGAAGAAAAUUUAAGAACUUCUCUCGAGAAAACUUAACAGAAUAUUCGGCAUCCAAAUAUCCUUAUAUUGAAUUAUAAAGUUGCUGAUGAGAAUAUUAAAUUAUGUUCUCCGCCAUUCUUUCGCAUUCUUUUUGCGAGAUAUACAUCAUUUUUAUUUCCCUAUCUUUCAUUUCUUUAUCAUACAAUGUUCUAUCAAAAUCGGUUCAAAUGAAACGCGUGGCUUCUAAAUAUAGUUAAUAGUAUCUGAAACUAUUAGAACAUUGUUUUUGUAAAAAAGAAUGUUCGUUUCAUAAUUUAUCUGCUUACAUUUUUAAUAAAUAUAUUUAUGUUUUGAUAUUUUUUGCCUGUGUAAAGUAUAUGUAUUAAAUGUUUGUUAAUAAAUAAAAAU